Messenger RNA from Scatophagus argus, 4779 nucleotides. It is a transcript of the gene gpr37b, whose product is annotated as G protein-coupled receptor 37b. Gene Ontology annotation, cellular component: signaling receptor complex; plasma membrane. NCBI's taxonomy places the organism in Eukaryota, Metazoa, Chordata, Actinopteri, Scatophagidae. The coding region runs from base 1007 to 2881 and encodes 624 amino acids. Gene Ontology annotation, biological process: positive regulation of MAPK cascade; adenylate cyclase-inhibiting G protein-coupled receptor signaling pathway. The transcript is spliced from 2 exons. Gene Ontology annotation, molecular function: G protein-coupled peptide receptor activity; prosaposin receptor activity. The record is from RefSeq and is a predicted model, not a curated record.
AUAAGCGAAGCCAUACAGUAGUUUUAGCCGCAAAGUUUACUUUAACGAGUUGCUUUUCAUUUGAAACAGGUGCAACCAAACCUCUCUAUUGGCAAACGUAUUGCUAUUUGCUUUUUCACAAGAUUAAACAGCAUCUGAUUCAAUAUUCUCUUAAGUGCGGUGAUUUCACAGCGCCGCCUGUGCGUAAAAAUUCAAAGCUGGCUAAUUUUAUUUAUUAGCACGUCUGUCGGGCGUGGCUGGCUUGUCUGCCGGGGAUGGGCUAUAGCCGUAUAGUCUGCUCCGGGGCUGCUGGAUGCUCCGUGAUGGAUGAGGAGUGACAGAUCGGGGUUAGCCGCCAGGGGAGUCCAUUUUCUUCCAGCGCACAGUCUUGCUGAGGAGAAAGCAGAGGAGGUGGGACACUGGACGCUGAGGAGGAAGGGACAAGAAACAGCCCGAUAUCCACCCCUCCUUCUUUCCCUCUCUGUCACUCUCUCUCUCUCUGCUCCUGUGCACCACAACCUAGUAGGCUUUACCCGGACUUCACCGCAUUGACGCUGCUACUGCCAGCCGACCCAACCCACUAAACUAAUGCACUGAUAUUCAGAGAGAGAGAGAGAGAGAGAGAGGGAGAGUCUUUUUGGAGGCUAUUGCCCACAGCUGGAAAGUGGACGCUGUGCGGAUUGCGUGCUUGGAUAUGCAGCAUUUCCCUCUUUCUUUCUCCCUGGAUCCGGACUCUGAUUCGCUGCCCUACUCGGUAACGUCAAGACUUUGGAGACGGGAGUGACUCGUUGUGGAGGCGGCGAUUUUGGAGAUUGCUGCAUAGUGCACGACAAGAAAUUUGGAUGCAACUUCUAAGUUUGCAGAGCUCGCAUUUUGAAUAUGGUUGCGUACUUGAAACCGUAAGCCCCCCACCCCCGUGCUGUGUCCAUCAUGGGUAUUGACUGAACAGAAGAGUAUCCCCGCGCUGCCACAGAGGUAUGAGGAUGCACUUGUGAGGAUUAAAACUGUGCUCAGUAAUUCCUGGACCAUGCAGAUUCUGCCGCCUGGGAAGUUAUUUGUGGUAUUAGCCCAUGCACAUGUGUUAUUAUCUCUAAAUAAUGGAGAAAUACGAACUAAAGAGGACAGCAACACCAGCGUAUACUCUGCCAGGAGUUUGCAUGGGUCACUCCGGGAGACUCAUCAAAAUAAAGCCAAGGACCGUGCGCUCGCGCCGGUUUACGCCACAGGUGCGUCCUCGGCGGAACUGCAGGCGCAGCGGGCAAUUGUCAGAGGGACCCUUAACUCCACUCAUCCCUGGAAAAGGGUAAUCGCAGAAGAAACGUGGCGAAUUGGACACAACAAACGCGAGUUCAGUAAGACUGUGACACCCGUGGAGGAUCCCAACGCUGUCUCACAUUGGGGCCCUACGCGUCACCAUAAUAAGAGGAUAAAGUUGAAUGGCGGCCUUAGUAGUACAGGGACGCCAGCAGGUGGACACUACAAUGCGGCUAAGCCCUCUUCAAUGGGACGGGGAGACGGAGGAGGGGGCCCCGAGGGCGACAGGCACAAGAGAGGCACAAAAGAUGAGCAGAAGAAAACGUCAAAGAGGGGGAGAAGCCGACUCAACAAAAGCUCCGUGGUUCUGGUUCAGCCUCACGCGUCGCCGUGGGAACCCAUCCCCAAGCCGGUGGCCCUCACCUCCACCGACCUGCCUCUUGACCUCUUCACCAGGAGGACGGAGUUUUUCACUUUCAGGGAGGAGAACCCCUGGGACGCCACGCCGAUCACACCUCCCAGCUCGCCGGAUUUCGGGGACGAGAUCAAGAACCCCUUUUACCCGGUGACAAGUGAGACUUACGGCGCUUACGCAAUCACAUGCGUGUCCGGGGUUAUUUUCCUGGUGGGGAUAGCGGGAAACAUUGCCAUCCUGUGCAUCGUGUGUCAAAACUACUACAUGAAGAGCAUCUCCAACUCACUGCUGGCCAAUUUGGCUGUGUGGGAUUUUGUGCUCAUCUUCUUCUGCCUGCCUAUGGUGGUUUUCCAUGAACUGACAAAGUCGUGGCUGCUGGGCGAAUUCACCUGCAAAGUGGUUCCCUAUGUGGAGGUGGCUUCUCUCGGCGUGACCACCUUCACCCUGUGCGCUCUGUGCAUUGACCGCUUCCGUGCCGCCACCAAUGUCCAGAUGUACUACGAGAUGAUCGAGAACUGCACCUCCACUACUGCUAAGCUAGCAGUCAUCUGGAUCGGUGCCCUCCUAUUGGCCCUCCCCGAGCUUCUCAUCAGACAGCUAGUGGCAGAAGACACAGGAAUCCCAGAUGAGCCUCCUGUUGAACGCUGCAUUAUCAGGAUAUCCACCUCACUUCCUGACAUGCUCUACAUACUGGGCUUGACUUACGAAGGUGCUCGGCUGUGGUGGUGCUUCGGUUGCUACUUUUGUCUCCCCACCCUCUUCACCAUUGGGUGCUCAUUAGUGACGGCGCGCAAGAUCCGGCGUGCAGAGCAGGCCAGCGUGCGCAGCAACAAGAAGCAGAUUCGGCUGGAAAGCCAGAUGAACUGCACCGUUGUGGCGCUGGCAAUCGUCUACGGCGCAUGCGUGGUGCCUGAAAACAUCUGCAACAUCGUGUCAGCGUACAUGGCGGCCGGCGUUCCUGAGCACACCAUGUCUGUGCUCCAUCUUCUCUCCCAGCUGCUGCUCUUUUGUCGGGCCGCCGUGACACCCGCUCUGCUGCUUCUACUCUGUCGUCCGCUGGGCAGGGCCUUCCUGGACUGCUGCUGUUGCUGCUGCUGCUGUAACCACAUGCCCUCCUCGGCCACAGCCAGCGAUGAUAACGAACACGAGUGUACCACCGAGUUGGAGCUGUCACCAUUCAGCACCAUCCGCAGGGAGCUGAGUAACUACACACCUGCCGGUUCCAACUGCUGAACUGACAUUCCUCAUCAGGGAUGGAAAUUUCACUGGCCUGCUACUUGCCUUUGGCUAGUGUUUUUCAGUCUCGGCUAGGAGAGAUUUGCCUUACCUAGUCUAGUUACAUUUUUAAAUGGGUGCAUGGAUAAAGUCUGACACUGAAUAAUUACAUUCAUCCAGUGUCCUAAAUCCUCAACUUUGAUUUCUAACAAUAAUAAUGAUACACAUUUACAGUAACUGUAAAACCCCCUUUUUUUGGGAAUCUAACAAAAAGCAAAAUCUUUUCACUCAUGCCCUGGGGUGCUCGUAAAACAGGGUCAGUAGAUAUUUUUAGCAAUUCUGCCUGACACCUUUAAAACUUACCAACCUCCCUGCUGUAGACCUUGUAUGCCUAAAUAUCAGUAUCUUUGGACAGCUGGCCUCUUAACCUGUCUGAUGUCCAGUUCCUCACAAGAGGUUUGAAUCAGGUUCAUUUCUAUAAACUACUGAGCAGGAAAAACUACUGUCUCCCACAGGCCUCGUACUUUUAGUCACAAGGAAAGUUAAUAUUUAUACUGUACUAUGUACAUAUGGAAACGAUUGUACAGAAUAUGUCACUAUGUAUUCUGUUAAAAUGAAUAAAACAGUUUGUGAUGAUAAAUGUAUUUGGUCACCAUAAAAUAUGUUACUGUGUUGGAAACUGUGCUGUAUAUCUUAGGGGAGAACUAAUCAAUAAUCACCUUCCAAAUGUGUCACUGUUCAAAUUAAGAGGGUGAAUUAAGUGCAUCCUUCUAUAAUAACUCAAAUGCAGCAUCCAGCUAAAUAUCUGGGCUGACACUGCCUAUCGAAAUACAGGACUCAGUCUCCAGACGGCAUCAGUUGUAAAUGUACAGUUCAUAUAAUGCUGCACACAUGGGCUUACAAUAAUUAAACUAGCGCAGGGCCUCUGUGCAGUAAUGACAGUUCGCAAGAGGAAAACACGGAGGAGAGAGUGCAUUGGAGAAUCCAAAUGUACACAACAUUUACACUGUAUACUGAAAAAUAUCCAUUUGACUCAAACACAACUGGGCUGGUCUCAGAGAUGCAUAAACACGGACGCGGAUGGAAUUAAAAGGUUUGGAAUGGACUAAUUGAAAUCUAAUUAGAGUUGAAUGGAGUGGAAUGGAAUCAAAUUAAACACUACCGAUUCAAUUGAAUGGAGUGAAUAUGAACUGGAGUGGAAAGGAGCAUAAUGCCGUGGAAUUUAUUUGAGUGGGAUUCACUCAGCAUGGACUGGACUGAAAAUAAAUAUCUGCACUACACUGUUGUAUCAUGUAACGCCUUACACUUUGGGCUGUAUAUAUAUACUGUACACUUUCUUUGGUGCUCUUCAUGAUGAUGAUGAAUGCACUGUAAACAACAAAUCAAUUGGUUCGACUUAGAAUCACAAGUAAUUGAGCUGCGCACUAUGUCUUGUGGUCAAGAAGACAGAUUGCAGUUAUGUAACUCUGGAAUACAUGAACAAUGGCAAAGUAAGAGAUGAAAAACAUCAGUGUAGUGUUUCACUGAGCUGCCCUAGACACAGUUUACAGAGAUCACAUGGUCUUUGCGUAUAAACACUGCAUUCGUUGGGAGUGAUACCCAAACCACAAGUAUGGUAGCAGUUUAUUUUACAACACAGUAAUCGCUUAGUGUUUAUGAGGUCACUGGUAAAUACUGAUAAAAGAAAACCUAAUUACUAAUAAUUAACAUAGUAAAAACUUAUGUAGAUUCAGUAGUGAGUUACAUAUUUUUAUUAUUUCAUUUGUAUAGAAUAUAUCUAUAUAACGUGAACAUGACAGUAAUCAUCAAUCAUUUACAGGGUAAUGUGAAAUCAUUAUUUUAAAAAAGUGCCAAUAUAACAUAAUUAAAUUGUAAAUACAACUGCUGCACUGUAGUCAUAGAGGGAAUUGUACAUU